Molecule: messenger RNA, 506 nt
Organism: Melospiza georgiana
Lineage: Eukaryota; Metazoa; Chordata; Aves; Passeriformes; Passerellidae
Gene: BET1L
Product: Bet1 golgi vesicular membrane trafficking protein like
Exons: 4
Coding region: 86-421 (111 amino acids)
Biological process (GO): regulation of retrograde vesicle-mediated transport, Golgi to ER; retrograde transport, endosome to Golgi
Cellular component (GO): Golgi trans cisterna; SNARE complex
Molecular function (GO): SNAP receptor activity
Source: RefSeq, a predicted model, not a curated record
GGAAGGAGGAGGAGGAGAAGGAGGAAGAGCGGGCGGACAUUUCGUGGCGGCUCCGCCCGGCGGGGCGGGACGGGCCGGGGCAGCCAUGGCGGAGCGGGGCCGAGGGCAGAGUCCGAGCACCAUGGAGGACCUGCUGGACGUGGAGAACAAGCGGAUGGCCGACAGCCUGGCCAGCAAGGUCACCAGGCUGAAGUCGCUGGCUCUGGAUAUUGACAAGGAUGCUGAGGAACAGAACCGCUACCUGGAUGGCAUGGACUCGGAUUUCCUGAGCGUGACCGGGCUGCUGACGGGCAGCGUGAAGCGCUUCUCGGGCAUGGCGCGCUCCGGCCGCGACAACCGCCGGCUGCUCCUGGCCGUGUCCGUGGCCCUCGUCCUCAUCUUCUUCAUCCUCUACUACCUGGUGUCCCGGGCAGGGACCUGAGCCCAGCCUGGGAGGUGGCACAGGCUGGACCCCACCAUCCACAGACCUGCCCACACGUUUUCCAGAGGAGCCUACAGCCACACCU